This is a messenger RNA of Diatraea saccharalis (sugarcane borer), 2838 nucleotides long. The record is from the annotation of a GenBank genome assembly. NCBI's taxonomy places the organism in Eukaryota, Metazoa, Arthropoda, Insecta, Lepidoptera, Crambidae.
AUGGAAUACCCAGUGAUGAGUUUUAAUGAGGCGGACUUAGUGUACUCUGUUAUAAGGCAGAGGGAUGAAGUUGAUGUGACUAGUAUGGGACCACUGUGUAGUAAAUUAGUGGAGGCUAUUAAAUUGUUAAAUGAAAAUCAAGAGCUUAAAACCAGCUUUUUACAUGUUGGAACCGAUAAAGUGCAAUUGUCUAUUGAAAAGAAACCACUCGGCGACAAUAACAUUGGGAGAAAAGAUCUUAGCAAUAUUAAAUCUUCGGAAACGGAUUCUGAAACAAUGACCAAAUUCGAAAAAACAUUCUUGAGACGGAAGGAGAUGAUAGAAAAUCUAAACAAAGCAUUCAUCAACACAACUUUAAAAAUGAUUUUGGACUUUGUGUCUACGGAGGCAGAGGCGAGUUUGAUAUUUAAGAAUGCCAAUGAACAUCAGUAUACGUUCAUACAAAGCGCAUGCGCGAUGGCUAAAACGCCGAGGUUCUAUGUAUUGUUUUCCAGUGACACCGCAAACCUUUUGAGGAGUAUAUGUAAGGUUCUUACAGCGAAUCCGUGCUAUGAACUUAAAGUUGACGUUGCCAAAGUGCAGAAGGAUAAUAAGCUUAGGACAGUUACUUUAACAAAAUUUCCUAAGUAUUUAGAUGAGAAUAAAAGUUUGCCAAAAAACGAAAACCAAGUCGGUUCUGCGAGUUCUUCGUUCUCUGAAAACAUAUCUACGAGCUUAGAUCAGAAAAAUCAUCAAGUGAAGGGCGUGACAUUUGAAAGUGGUGGUAAAUUAGAAACUCUUGUUGGUGGAAUCAUAGAUAAAGUAAAUGAAACCUCAAAUGCAGACAAACAUGAUGAAAAAUUACCAACUUUAAAAAAAGAUAAAAUCCUUGCACUUAACGAGGGGGAAAAAUCUUUAAACGAAAUGGAUAAGGAGAAUGAGACCCCAAUAAAACAAGAGCAAAGUAAAAUUACUCCUAUUCUACCCAAUACAAUUGAAAAAGAACAAACUAAAAAUGAAUAUGUCUCUAAAUCUCAAAAUACAGAAAAGUUAAAUAAAGCACCUCUAGCUAAAGUAAACGAAAACAAAUUAACAGAUAACAUUCCAAAAGCAGAGAUUGCAGAAGAAUCAAAGGUAUCUGACGAAAAAAGGCAAAGUAGACUUUCUAGGAUAGAUUUAAAGGAUCAAAAUAAUUCGUCAGUUGAUAAAAGAUCAUUUAGCGUCCCACCACAUAUUAAAGAUGGAGUAUAUGAUAAAACUAAAGGGGGUAUAAAUGUAGCAACUGACGGUAGACGCUUGAGUAGCAGAAAAACAAGGUUGUUAGAAGCAAUGGCGAUUCCGAUGGAAAGUGAUAUUGCAAUGAGAGAUAAAAUGAAUGAAAACGAAGAGGGAAUGAAAGAGUUAGUCGAUGAGAUUAUGAAUAAACUAUUUCGUGAACCCACUUUGCACUUGGUCUGCGGUUUCUUAUCCAACAAAAGACAACUAACCAUCCUCAAAGAAAUAAGAAAGCUCGAGGGAAAGGAAAUCAAAACACUACAAAACGAGAGAGACACCGCCGUUUGGGAAAAAUGUGUCCAACUACCCGCUAUUAUAACUACGCAAUGCGCAAAAAGUAUUGGCAAACAUUACGAUAAAAAGAAGGCAAAAGCGGGAAAACUGGGCCUUUCUCUAAUUUUACAAUAUAAAAUUUUGGAAUUUUUGAAAAACGAACUUACAGAGAACGUAAUUGAAUUCGAUUUCGAUUUGCCUAAAAAAAGCGUUAAUUCCAUAAAGUUUGUCAUACAAAGAGUGAAUGCACGGGGUAACCCGAUUUGUCAGAAUACUUUUGAAUAUGAUAUAGGUAUGGAAACGUUGAAAUAUGCUAAAGACAAAUUGUUGUCUAUAUUUUGGGAUGAGAAACGGUCAUUGAUAUUACGUAAAACUUUCUUGAAGAAACCACCAGCACUCGACUCUAAAAAACUGAGCGAUCUUGCAAAUAACAACAGUAGUCUUAUUGACAAUAACAAAAUAGCAGCAAGCGAUGUUGAAGAAGAUUUUAGCACUGAAGCUGAUGACGUUCAAAACGUUAUCGGUAAAGAUAGUAAUGUCACUGACGAUAUGAAAAAUUGUGUAGAGGACUGGAAUGAGAUAGCGUCUGAUGACUCUUUCGUAAUUAAAGAAGAGGUUAACGCUGGAAAUUCUAAUGGAAUGUCUGAAGAAGAUAUCUAUGUUGAUGGCAAUAUAAGAGAACAGGACCCUAUUAGAGAUACCGUUGCAAAUGGUCAAAUCGGAUAUGGCGAUAAUGUUACAUCGCAUGCCAAAAGAUUACGUUCCGAUUCAGAUAUCUCGAACAAAAUAAUGAAGAAAUCAAAACUAAUAAGGAAUAUAAUUUAUUUAUUCAUAACACCGAACGACAGUGAUAAAAUCACCAAUGACGAAGUGAGAAAAUUUCAAUCGGCGAUUUCUGAACAACUGGACAAUACAAAACUACCUUUGCUAGAGUGUCAUGGCGUCGAAAAUGGCGUGUUAAUCUAUGGCUGUCACAACGAAGCUGGCACGUCGCUCGUCAAGAGUGUUGCCAACGAAAUGAAUUGCACUGCCGAGUCGUGUGAAAGGUUUCGGGAGAAGAGCAAUCGUAAAAUGAAAGUAAAAUUAAACAGUUACGUGGGUAUAAAUUUAAAGAAGCUCUUUAAUUUGAUCGAGGUUUACAACGCCGGGUUGUCAACUGAAUGUUGGUCCGUUCAUGACGUAGAAGUGCGCAGAGGAAAGAUCAUUCUCGUAUUAGAGGUAGAUUAUGUAUCUUUCGAAUAUAUAUUGGAAAACAAUUUUAGACUGUUUGCUGGUGUUGAUAGAUUGAGAUUCUGCCUGGCGUGGGAAUAA